AAAUAGGGCAUCCAUAUCCCCUAGUAGGCUAAUACCAAGCGGGAAGUACAAAAGGUGUUGCGCAAUAACAACAGCACAAUCUCAUAGAGAAAUGGGACGAGAAGGAGAUUGGGCGUGUAGUGGUUGCGGCAAUAGGAAUUAUGCAUUCAGAUGUUUCUGCAACAGAUGUAAACAGCCUCGUCUCCUUGUUGACAACAACACUCCUUCUGAUUCCAAGUGGCUUCCGCGUAUCGGCGAUUGGAUCUGCACUGGUUGCACUAACAACAAUUAUGCUUCGAGAGAAAAGUGCAAAAAAUGUGGACAACCAAAGGAGGUAGCAGCAAUGCCAGCUAUUGCAAUCCCUGGAGCAUCUCUCCCAACUCAUCCAAAUUAUUUUGCCAGGGCACAAGGAAUAGAGCAAAAGUUGAACAUUGGGUUAUUAGGAAAUGGAGCUCUCCAGCAGCAACUUCCCUUGAGCUCUAACUGGUCUUUAGGGGAGGCUGGUAAUUACGAAAGCCAACAUGCUGAUCGGUAUAGACUGCUGCAAGCUUCUACUUGGACUUCCGUUGGUAACAGCACUCCUGGAGUUCCGUACCGAAGCCAAGCGCACCAACUGCUUCCAGUUCCAAAUGGAUGGCGUAACGGCGACUGGCUCUGCAGUUGUGGCUUUCACAACUACUCUUCUCGAGCUCAGUGCAAAAAAUGCAAUGCUUCUGCGGCUCCAGCUUCAUCAUCUUCUCUUGUCAGCACCCCUAUGACAGCUCUUGGGACAAAGCGAUUAGCAUCGGAAGAACUUGUUCAUGACUGGGAUAACAAGAGGCUGAAUGCAGGGCAUACGUUUGGGUAUCAGCAAGCCUAUCCAGAAGCAGCAGAGAGAAUGGUGGGUUCAGUUGGAAAUCAACUAAAUGGUAUAUCAACAACCUUCCCUAGUGGAAACUCAAUGGUGCUUCCUUUGCAAGUCAACCUGCAGGUUCCUCAUGUACCAGCAGCGCCCACACUUCUUGGCAAAGGGGCAAAGCAAUGGCGUGAUGGGGACUGGAUGUGCACAAAUUGCAAUAAUCAUAAUUAUGCAUCUCGAUCGAACUGUAAUAGGUGCAAGACUGAGAGAGACGUACCAGCUCAACCUGUUAGUGUUGCAUAGCACUUCAGUUAUAACCGGCUUGAACUUGUUGUAGCUUCACAAGAUGCGUUUGUAUCCUCCUCUAACUUAUUAUCAUGUUGUGUGUAGUUUUGGUAGGCAAUCAAAUGAGGUAGAUUAAUCAAUAUGGUGUAAAUUGAUCGUUUCUCCGGUUUUGCUUCAGGAGAACGGAGUACAUGAGAGAAUACUAUCUGUAUGUUAUCUAUUUUCUCAUUAACCGUUUCUUCCAAAUACACUUAUAAGAUUUAUAUUGCAAUCUAUAUUAACUUGAGACUUGUUUGGGGCA
Nicotiana tabacum (common tobacco) is the source of this 1403-nucleotide messenger RNA. RefSeq lists its product as uncharacterized. Gene Ontology annotation, molecular function: mRNA binding. Lineage: Eukaryota; Viridiplantae; Streptophyta; Magnoliopsida; Solanales; Solanaceae. Gene Ontology annotation, cellular component: cytoplasm. The record is from RefSeq and is a predicted model, not a curated record.